AUGCUCGGUUCGGCAUUCAACCUGCCAACAUCAUUCGACGGCCGCGCAUAUGGUAGCAGUCGAUAUCUGCAGGCGCCUUGCGAAGAAACAUCCGCUCCCUUGGACCACAACCAGCCCGCAACCACACUUGGCCGUCGCGCAAAACCGUCGUCAGAGACGCUUCAAGGCCGCCCCAACACUCGCACCCCUUGUUCGCCAACCACUCCCAUAGACGACAGAACAAGCGUCAUGGGCUGGCUCUGGUCGUCAUCUUCAAAGCCUUGCACGGGCGAAAAGGCCACACCGUCGCCACCAAGAGAGCGAGAGCAGUCUGCCGCGCCCAACGAGCCCGUCGACCCAGAGAUUCAAAAGCUCUUCGACCUCUUCAAACGCGAACCCGAGCCGUCUUCCACCAGUCGACGAUCCUCUCCCUCACAGCCGUCCUCGGACGACAAGUCCUCAUCAUCCAUCGCGUCCUGGCUGGCCUUCAAAGCAUCGGCCAAGUCCGCCGACAAACAAGUGCCCGAUGCCCCCGUCGGCGACGCCCUCUCCGAGUCCCUCCUCCCCACCGACAUGAGCUGCCGGCAAGCCUUUGACCUCGCAUGGAGUUGCAACGGGCUCGGCGGGCAGUUCAACUCGGUCUACCGCUACGGCAACAUGCGCUCCUGCAGCGAACACUGGGACGACUUUUGGUUCUGCAUGCGCGCAAAAUCCUACACGGGGGAGCUCAAGGCCAACAUGGUCAGGACGCACUACCGCAAUAAGGCGCACAGCAAGUACGGCGACGGGAAGCCUAGUAGUGAAGACGUGUGGGAGCGCAGGACAGAGAAGCUGCCGCCAGGGUCUGCGUUUAACGUGCCCGUGGAUCCGCCCACGGUUGGCGAUGAUGAAUGGAGGCGGACGGAGGAGGGGAGGAGGAAAGACGUGCGGAGAGACGGGGGGUACGGAUCAUGA
Messenger RNA from Metarhizium album ARSEF 1941, 933 nucleotides. RefSeq lists its product as uncharacterized. The record is from RefSeq and is a predicted model, not a curated record. The transcript has a single exon. Bases 1 to 933 code for a protein of 310 amino acids. Lineage: Eukaryota; Fungi; Ascomycota; Sordariomycetes; Hypocreales; Clavicipitaceae.